Messenger RNA from Naegleria lovaniensis, 2850 nucleotides. RefSeq lists its product as uncharacterized. Gene Ontology annotation, molecular function: adenylate cyclase activity. Lineage: Eukaryota; Heterolobosea; Eutetramitea; Acrasida; Naegleriidae. Gene Ontology annotation, biological process: cyclic nucleotide biosynthetic process; intracellular signal transduction. The transcript has 2 exons. Bases 1 to 2850 code for a protein of 949 amino acids. Gene Ontology annotation, cellular component: cytoplasm. The record is from RefSeq and is a predicted model, not a curated record.
AUGGAAAAUGAAAAAAAUUCAUCUCCAAGUUCCUCCUCAUCCUCACCCUCCUCAACUCGAUUCCACACCAACUAUUAUUCGAAUCGAUUGGUAGUGUCAAGAGAAACAACCUCAUGGUCAUCCUCCUCAAGCUUUACCAAAACAUGUCGAAUCAUGUUGGAAGCGUUUCUAUCGUACUGUUGUUGUGUUUCUCACUUUUCUCGAGCGUCCACAAAUUUUCAACAAGUUCUCGAACGUAGAAAUUCAAGAAAGGACAUGUCAUCAUUCACACACAAUUCCAACAACAAGAAUAUAUUUUCACGAGUAUUCAUUCCUGAUUUUGUCGUGCUAGGUAAGAAUGAUAGAAUCAAGAUGGUGAAGGAAAAUGCAUCCCUUGGUGCACCUUCCUCAUUGUUUCCUUCACCAUCUUCAACGGUAAAACAUGCAUCUGAUAAAAUUCGACUAAUGACAGAUGCCAUUGAAGAAAUACAUGACGAGGAAGUGGAAGAACAUGUGAUUGAGAGUGAAUAUUCGUUUUGGAUAUGGUUGAAACUGUGCUGUUUGGGACAAGUGACAUUUAUGUGUCAUCCUCCUCGGUGUGUGACGAUAUUGAACUGUUUAUUAUUGUUAUUUAUUUUACAAGGAGUAUUUGGAAUAUCCUCUGCAUUUAUUUUACUGUACACAAGUGGACAACGAGUGUUGGAGAAUACUCAAUCGAUUCAACAGUUACAAAUCAAGACAUUUAGUAAUUACGAAAUAUUUAAUCUAUUGGAUUAUACUUCACUUGCAGUAGAUUCCAUGCUAUUUAAAUUAUCCAAUCCUGGUUUCCAAGUCACAAACUCUACUCAAUGGUUUUCCUUAUUUCAUUACGUUGCUGGAAUUUAUAAGAAUAUCAUACCAAUCGAUGCUAUAUUAUUUACUAGGUAUGACAAUACAGUUAUCGCAUACAAACGAAAUAAUUUAUUUACCAUUCGAAAUGGAUCCAUUGAGGAUGGAACACAAUGUCAAUACUAUUACCAUGCGAAUUUUUCUCAGCAAAUGUCAGAAUCAUAUUUUGACAAUACAUUUGCCUAUUCCACAUGUAACAUUUCCAUUGAUUCCACCAAGAGCAGUUGGUACAUGCCAUUUGUACAAUUGAAUAAUCCCUCAACCAACAUUCGAUGGUCACCUGUUUUUGUUUCUCCGAUCGCUGGAGAAUUGAGCAUUUCAGUAACAAUUCCUGUUUAUGUGAACGGUACCACACUUUCCAAUGUGACCCAAGGAGCUCCUUUCAUACUACCUGACAAGUUGGAUGAAUCUCUCAAAAAUCCAUUCCAUUUAUAUGGAGUUGCUGCAUUUCAACUUCAAUCUCCAACGUUGAGUGUUUUAUUGAAGAAUUCGAGUGUUCUUUUUGGAGAUUUAGAUCUAGCGUUCAUUACCAAUCAUGCUGGAGAUCUCAUUGCUGUCAAUGCUUACUCUAAUGAACCGAAAUACUUGACAGCACAGAGAAUCAUUGCAAAUUACAAACAAAGAAAUGUGUUAUCUCAAUUGAACACUACUGUUUGUCAAGUCACAAAAGGACGUAUUUGCUCUAAAUUUAUCGAACAAUUUUCCUAUUAUGGAAAUGAUGCAAUUCUAGACGUGGAAUUAACAUUAAUUACAGACAUGUAUAAUUUGUCAUGGGGAGUGGCAGUUGCAACACGAAAAGUAUCAUUCGCAGAUGAAGUGGUCACUGGAGGAAUUACAAGUGUUGUGAUCUUUGUGAUCAUUUUCAUAUUUGGAAUGUUUUGCUUAUUCUUUUUCGUAAAAGCUAUUAGUAAUCCUCUCUAUCAAAUUUCUGUGGACAUGUUGAAAUUAACUAACCUUUCAGAUGUUCAGAUUGACAAGGAUAAGGAAUCAUCAAGUUUUUUCAGUGACAUUAAGGAAAUGCAAGAAUAUAUUUCGACUAUGAGAAGACGAUUGAAUACAUUUACCAAAUAUGUUCCUGAAGUCAUUGUUCAAAAGGUAUUGCGAAAAGAACACGGAGAUUGUGGUGAAAUAUACAUCAGUGAGCAACACAUGAGUAUUCUUUGUUGUGACAUUGAAGGAUUUAACAAGAUGGCUGAAACCCUAGAUCCUCAAACAUUACUUUCUAUUGUGAACGAUUACAUGACAUGUGUUUGUGCCAUUAUUCAAAAUCGUCGUGGGCUUGUGGACAAGUUCAACUCUGCUUGUAUUACAUGUUUAUUUAAUGAAUCGACGUGCCCCAUUAAUGAUCACGAAAUACAUGCAUGUAGUACUGCAUUAGAGAUUUUAGAAGCGAUUGAAAAUGAUUUAAACAAAAAACACUUCUCUGAAGAAAACAAAAUACGAGUGAAUAUUGGAAUUAAUUCAGGAAAAUUUCUGUGUGGAAAUGUGGGAACCAACAAAUCUCUAAGUUUCAGCGUAUUUGGAAAGAAUUUGGAGCUCGCUUCUAAAUUAAUGGAAUUGAAUCAUUUUUUUAACACCUCUAUUUUGAUUGGGCCCUCGACGUUUGAAAAAGUUUCAGGUGCCUUUCUAUGUUUCUUUUUGGACUAUUUGAAAACAGAGUCUGUAUGUUCCUCUCAUGAUAUUGUGUCUACCAUGAAAGGUCUGUCGCAAUCAGAUUUAUCCAUGUACUGGAACAACACAGAGAAUCGUGAGUUACAUGCUUGCUAUGAAUUGGUUUGUCACAAAAACGAAGCCUCUGAUUUACAGAAAAGAAUUACGUCAGAUUUACUUCAAAUUCAGUCGUAUCUGACCGAUGAAAAGAAAUUUGCUCAUGUUAAAAGCAAAUGUUCCAUGCUGCUCUCGUUGACUGGAUUGAAAAGCGUGCAAAUAUUGUAUGAAAAGUGUUGCAAACAAGUGUCAUGCCACAACAAGGCACGCCAAUAA